AUGCGCGGCACCUCCAAGCGCGGCAGCUUCCGCGGCGGCGGCUUCAAGAAAUCCUUCAGCAAAAAGCGAUCCUCCCCCGACGACGACGAUGCGGUGCCGCAAGUCUCAAAGAAAGCGCGAGGUGGGGGCAACGAUGAAGCAGCAGCACUAGUGCCGGAACUGCAGACUGAUGAUGACAACAAUCCCUUCGUGGCUCUCAAAGCGAACGGCACGCGGCGCGUUACGAUUAGCGAUUUCAAGGGCAAGACGUUGGUCAGCAUACGCGAGUACUAUGUGGAUGAUGGCGGGGAUAUGAGGCCUGGGAAGAAGGGUAUCUCCCUCUCCAUCGAGCAGUACAACGCCCUCCUCGCCGCUGCUCCGCUGCUUGAAUCCGUCCUUGUUGAAAGGGAAGAGAAAGUUGUGCGGCCGGAGUACGACAGCGAGCCUGCCGCGCCCGUGAAGAAGGAUGAGGGAGGGGAGGAAAAGGAUGGCGAAGAGGAGGCUGCAGUGGAGAAGGGCGAGGACGAGGAGGAAGAGUGA
Molecule: messenger RNA, 519 nt
Organism: Trematosphaeria pertusa
Lineage: Eukaryota; Fungi; Ascomycota; Dothideomycetes; Pleosporales; Trematosphaeriaceae
Product: PC4-domain-containing protein
Exons: 3
Coding region: 1-519 (172 amino acids)
Biological process (GO): positive regulation of transcription initiation by RNA polymerase II
Cellular component (GO): transcription regulator complex; nucleus
Molecular function (GO): DNA binding; transcription coactivator activity
Source: RefSeq, a predicted model, not a curated record